AUGUUUUUAUUUAUUUUUACUUCCUUUAUUCUUAUUAAAUCAACAUUAUCAUCACCGUCAUCAUCAUCAUCAUUAAAUACAUUUAUUUUUUCUGCAGCAUCUAAUACUUACAUUUCAUUUGAUUCAUGGCAUCCAUGUCUUACAGGUUAUGUACGUUUUGAUAUACGAACAAAUUCAAAAGAUGGUACACUUGCAUAUAUUGAUGAUCGUGGAAAAUUUGAUUUUUUUUAUUUAAAAUUACUCGAAGGUAAACCUCGUCUUUUAUUUAAUUUGGGCAGUGAUCGACAAGCUAUAAAUGUUAAUAUGAAAAUAAAUGAUGAUAAAUGGCAUACAAUAUUAAUUAAACGUAAUGGACAAACAACAACACUUAGUAUUGAUAAUGGUUAUGCACAAAAUUCAACAGUAACUCAUUCAGAAGAUUUAUAUUUUGGUGGUGCAACUUAUAAUGAAUAUGAAUCAUCACCAUUCUAUUUCGGAGGUAUGUUAAGUUAG
Adineta steineri is the source of this 492-nucleotide messenger RNA. Lineage: Eukaryota; Metazoa; Rotifera; Eurotatoria; Adinetida; Adinetidae. The record is from the annotation of a GenBank genome assembly.